GGACAAAAUGGCGGCGCCCAGGCGGACGCGUGUUUAGCGGGCUCGGCUUUUUCCCCCUUCAAGCGGCCGCCUCCGAGGCCAGCAUGUCGCGGCUGAUUGUGAAGAAUCUGCCCAAUGGGAUCAAGGAAGAACGCUUUCGCCACCUCUUUGCCGCCUUUGGGACGCUGACCGAUUGCUGCUUGAAAUUCACCAAGGAUGGCAAAUUCCGCAAAUUUGGGUUUAUUGGCUUUCAGUCGGAAGAAGACGCCAAAACCGCCCAGUCUCAUUUCAACAAAAGCUUCAUAGACACGUCCAAAGUCACGGUUGAAGUAUGUAAGUCUUUUGGGGAUCCAUCAAAGCCCAAAGCUUGGAGCAAACAUUCGAGUAAGCCCCAGCUGUUAAAGGAAACCCCUAAAAAACCUACGAAGAAUUCAGACCACGCAGAAAAGAAACAAGAUGGACCAAAGAAGAAAAACAAAGCAGGACAAUUGAAAGAGCUGGAAGGAGAAACAGCGUUUCAAGACUUUUUGGCAGUCCAUCAGAAACGGUCCCAGGUUGCAACUUGGUCUAAUGACACUAAAGCUGAGGAACGUCCUGAGGUGGUUGGAGAUUAUCUGAACUUUGAUUCCGAUGAGGACUCGAGCGAGGAGAUGGAUGCGACGGUUGCUUCAAAGAAAGGCAAAAGCUCUCCGAGUAAAGCAGCAGUCCAGCAACAGCUCUCCGACAUGGAUUAUUUGCGAUCCAAAGUCGUGAAGGGGGACGAAUCCUCGCCUUCGUCGGCAGAGGAGAGCGAGGACGAGGAGAUGGACAGUGAGGCGUCUGAUGGAGGAGAAAAAGAAGAAGAAGAAGAAGAAGAAGAGAUGGAAAAGAAGACCAGCCUCAAGCCAGGUGCUGUUUCUGACACCAAGACCAAGCUAACGGGAAAAGUCAAGGUCCAGAAUCUCACGGAGGACACCAAGGGUACCAAAAUGACAUCACAGGAAAACAGAUCAGACGCAGCCGGUGAGCCCACCACAGCAUUCACAGUGAAAAUGCGGGGUGCCCCCUUCAAUGUCACAGAGCAAAACGUGAAAGAGUUUUUCGUGCCACUUCGGCCCCUGGCCAUCCGGAUUGCAAGGAACGCACACGGGAACAAGACAGGCUACGUAUUCGUCGAUUUUAACACAGAGGAAGAACAACAGAAAGCCCUAAAGAGGGAUCGAGAAUACAUGGGCGGUCGGUACAUUGAGCUGUUUCCAGAAGAGAGGGGCGCUAAGGGGAAGCCCUCUGAGAAGGGACCCGGCCAGGUUUGGCAGAGAACCAAAAAAGACGAUGAGGAGGAAGAAGACCUCUCGGAAUCCGGAAGGCUCUUCGUGAGGAACCUUCCUUACACCUGCACGGAAGAAGAAUUGGAGGCCAUCUUUGCCAAACACGGGCCUCUCUCCGAGAUCCACUUCCCUAUUGAUGGCCUGACCAAGAGGCCCAAAGGCUUUGCGUUUGUCACCUACAUGUUUCCUGAGCAUGCUGUGAAGGCCUUUGCAGAAGUGGAUGGACAGGUGUUCCAGGGCCGAAUGUUGCACGUAUUGCCUUCAACCAUCAAGAAGGAAGAAGCGGAGAGUUCAGAUGCUGCAGGCUCGUCUUCGUACAAGAAGCAAAAGGCCUCAAAAGAUAAAGCAAACAGCUUGAGCUCUCACAACUGGAACACCCUCUUCAUGGGAACGAAUGCCGUGGCAGACGCUGUGGCGCACAAAUACAACGCGACCAAGAGUCAAGUGUUGGAUCACGAAGGCAAGGGCAGUGUGGCCGUGAGGGUGGCACUUGGGGAAACCGAGCUCGUUCAAAACGUGCGCCGGUUCCUGCUUGACAACGGAGUCAGCCUGGAUUCCUUCAGCCAGGCGGCUGGAGAACGGAGCAAGACGGUGAUUUUGGUGAAGAACCUGCCUGCUGGCACGAAGGUGGAGCAGCUGGAGGAAGUCUUCGGGCCUUUCGGUAGCCUGGGUCGGGUCCUGCUCCCCGAAGGAGGAGUGACAGCCAUCGUGGAGUUCCUGGAACCCACCGAAGCGAAAAAGGCAUUCGCCAAGUUGGCCUACUCCAAGUUCCAGCAUAUCCCUCUCUACCUCGAAUGGGCGCCCAUGGGGGUCUUUUCUGGUCCCGGGAGAAAAAUGUCAGAGGUCGAAGAGCAAAAAGAAGGCGAGGAACAAACCCAGAGAGGGGUUUCCGAAAAAAGUGAUGCUCCGAAGGAAAUGGAGGAGGAGGAAGAGGAGGAGGAGGAGGAAGAAGAAGAAGAAGAAGAAAGCCUUCCAGGCUGUACCAUUUUCAUAAAAAACCUCAACUUCAGCACGACAGAAGACACGCUAAAAGAGUUUUUUUCCAAAGCUGGCGUUGUGCGGAGUUGCACCGUCUCAAAGAAGAAAGAUAAAACCGGCAACCUCCUCUCCAUGGGGUUUGGAUUUGUGGAGUACAAGAAACCGGAAUACGCCCAGAAAGCGGUCAAGCAAUUACAGGGUUGCUCUGUGGACGGCCAUCAGCUGGAAGUGAAAAUCUCGGAAAGAGCCACCAAGUCCGCCGUGGGAACCGCUCGUCGGAAGCAAGUCAGCAAGAAGCAAGUGAAUUCCAAGAUAUUGGUACGGAAUAUCCCCUUCCAGGCCACGGUGAAAGAGAUCAGAGAACUUUUCAGCACCUUUGGAGAGCUGAAGACGGUCCGCCUGCCGAAGAAAAUGUUUGGAACAGGAACUCAUCGCGGCUUCGGCUUUGUGGAUUUCCUGACCAAGCAGGAUGCCAAGAGAGCAUUCGGUGCCCUGUGCCAUAGUACCCAUCUGUACGGCAGGAGGCUGGUGCUGGAAUGGGCGGAUUCGGAGGAAACCGUAGAGUCCCUGAGAAGAAAAACGGCAGAGCAUUUUCACGAUCCCCCUGUCAAGAAACAGCGGACAGCCAUUUUAGAAGAAAUCUUGGAGAAGCUCGAGGAUGAUGAAGGAGACAAUGAAGAGAAUAGCUAGAAUCGUCACUUCGAAACCUAAAGAGCCGAACGAUAAUCAAGGAGACCACGGGAAGACAACAAAUAUUUUAAAUUCCAACCGGAUCUCUUAAAAGAAGAUGCUUUAGGACAAAUAGCCAGAAGGAAACCAUCGUGCUUUAAAUUUCUCCUUGUCACCUGCCAAUCUGGGAAACCAGUUUUGGAUACCACCCCAUCAAACAAAACUUCAUAACUAUCUAGCAGGGAACAGUAUAAGUAUUCCUCCCACCCACCCCCCUUUUUUAAAAAAAUAAUGUGUAUGGGUUUUGGGUGGGGGGGCAAUGUACAUAAUUGCUCUGUAAAGAAUUUUGUGAAUGGACCCAUCCGAAUAAUAAUCUAAAAUAACAAUUCCUUCCUUUUUGAUGUCUGGUUUCUCUCCAUUUUCCCCAUUUAACCUUUUUAUUCCACCAGGCGGGCCUGGCCUAAUCUCUUUCCCUCUUUUCUUUUUAAACAUGCAAAUUUAAAUCUGUUUUUAAAUGA
Molecule: messenger RNA, 3451 nt
Organism: Pantherophis guttatus
Lineage: Eukaryota; Metazoa; Chordata; Lepidosauria; Squamata; Colubridae
Source: RefSeq, a predicted model, not a curated record